AUGCCCGAAAACAGCCUCUUCGAACACGCAUCGCUGACAGCUCCUGAGAUUCUUGGCGUGUGUCUGCUCAAGAUCUUGUACAACAUUUCUCCUUUCCAUCCGCUCGCGAAGUAUCCAGGCCCUCUGCAUUGGCGAGCCACCAGACUCUUUGCCUCCUACCACCAUGCGACAGGCGAUCUGUACAAGCACAUUACAGCGAUCCACGAGAAGUAUGGGAGGACAGUCAGAAUAGCACCAGACGAGCUCUCCUUUUCGACGCCGGAGGCAUGGCCAGCAAUUUACAACUCCCGACCGCAACUUGUGAAGACCCGGUACCAUUUCGCCACUGACUCGUCGUCGGAGGUGCCCGAGAGCAUGAUCACAGCAAACGAUGCUGAGCACAUGAGACUGAGGAGGCUUGCAGGGCCUGCUUUCCUGAAUUCUGGGGUCAAUGAGGUUGAGCCUGUGCUCCAGCAUUAUUGCAACCAGUUGUGCGAAGAGCUGAAAGACGCUAGCAGAGAAGGGUCGCAGAACAUGGUUGAAUGGUUUCUGUGGGCACUCAACGAUGUUAUUGGACAGCUCGCUCUCGAUCAGGAGUUUGAGUGCCUGAAACAGCGACGUAUGCACCCUUGGCCGGCGUUCCUGUUGGACUCGCUCAAGCAUACCGCGGCCGUGAAUCAAUUUAGAAGGUUCGGCAUAUCAAUGAAGAUGCUUGGACGUAUUGUACCGCAAAAGGUUAUUGAUGCUCGCGACAAUUUCCUUGGUACUGCGAAAACCGCCGUGGAGAAACGACUUGCAAAGGAAAGAGAUGGAGGUGCAGGAAGCGAAAGCCACUUCGACUUGAAGCGGCCUGACAUUGUUGGGUUGAUGCUGCGCGAGAUGAAGAGCGGCGACAAGUUGACCGAUCCCGAGAUUCUGGCAAAUUCGAUCUUAAUCGUUGGCGGUGGAGCAGAAACCACGAGUACCUGCCUGAGCGCCACUUUCUAUCAUCUCUGCAAGACGCCACGCGCUAUGCAAAAGCUGAAAGACGAGAUUCGAUCGACCUUCGCAUCGGCUGACGACAUUACACUCAAAGCUGUCCAGCAAUUACCAUAUCUGCAAGCGACGAUUGACGAGGCUUUACGCAUUCAACCUGUAGCAAGCUACAUCACUCCCCGAGUCACGCCGAAAGGUGGACAUGUCAUUGACGGAGAAAUGAUACCCGGAAACACCUACGUCUCGAUGGGACAGUGGUAUAUGGGCCGAUCGGAAGAGUUAUUUGAUAACGCAAAAGAGUUCCGGCCCGAGCGUUGGCUGCAUUCGGAUGUGCAAAAGGCAUCAAAUCGCCAUGUGGAUGAGAUCUUGAAGCCUUUCUCAAUGGGUCCUCGGAAUUGUAUCGGAAAGCUCCUCGCACUUGCUGAAGCAAGACUCGUGACCGCGAAGCUUUUGUGGCACUUUGACAUGGAGUUGGAUGGAGAUCACGCCACUUGGGUGGACGAUGCUCGGUUCUACAUUUUGUGGCAGCUGCAACCGUUGAAGAUUAAGUUGACGCCUGUACGGUAA
Molecule: messenger RNA, 1521 nt
Organism: Pseudocercospora fijiensis CIRAD86
Lineage: Eukaryota; Fungi; Ascomycota; Dothideomycetes; Mycosphaerellales; Mycosphaerellaceae
Exons: 4
Coding region: 1-1521 (506 amino acids)
Molecular function (GO): monooxygenase activity; heme binding; iron ion binding
Source: RefSeq, a predicted model, not a curated record